Molecule: messenger RNA, 1022 nt
Organism: Bactrocera latifrons
Lineage: Eukaryota; Metazoa; Arthropoda; Insecta; Diptera; Tephritidae
Product: UPF0568 protein C14orf166 homolog
Exons: 3
Coding region: 148-888 (246 amino acids)
Biological process (GO): tRNA splicing, via endonucleolytic cleavage and ligation
Cellular component (GO): tRNA-splicing ligase complex
Molecular function (GO): RNA binding
Source: RefSeq, a predicted model, not a curated record
CAAAUGUGAUCGAUAGAAUAAUAAUAAGUACAAAAUAGUGGGCAUUUACGAGGUUAAAAGCUAUCGAUAUUUUGAAAGUUUUUGGUACAAAGUGACAGUCAAUUGCACCAAAUAACUUUACUAAAACAUUUCUGAGUUUAUUGAAAUAUGUUAAAGCUAAAAUUAGAAGCUCUAGAACAUCCAGCACCUGGUAGUGUUGAUGUUAAUGAUCGAAAGGUGUUUGCAAGCACCAUACUCUGGUUAGAAGACCAAAAAAUACGGCAAUAUAAAAUUGAAGAUCGCGAGGAUCUUCGGAAAGUCGACGAGCUUGAGAUAUGGGAGCAAGCGUAUGAAAAUUACAAAUAUGACCUUAGUAUGCCACAAUUUGUUACACCAUUAGAAGAAAUUACUUGGCUAUUGGGCUACGCCAUUCGUUUGGAAUUCCUAGAUGCUCCUGAGAGUUACAAAGAUAUAAACUCGACUGAAGUUAGUAAGCAGCAGAACAAAUCAAUAGCUCCUAGCAUAAAAGCUGAGAAUUUCUUUGACAAUAUGGACUUUAGCCAUAAAGAUUUCAUUGCUGGUGUUCGCGCAUUGGCAACCAAACUGAAAAUACCACAACAUCCGAACCAUCUUAUUCUAUUGGAAGCAGUUGCACGUGUAGUACAUGAAAGACUUUCACCUUCUGCUAAAAAUCGACAGGCUAUAACUGGGACGCCUUUCCCCUUCGAAAAAGGCAAUGAUGUAGUCUCCGAUGAUUCUGCACUAGAUUAUCCAGUACGCAUUUUGCGCCUAUUACAAAUACAAAGUUUACGUGAGUUACAAACAAAAAUCAAUGAAACAAUUGUUUCUGUCCAGGAUUUAACUGCGAAUCCCAAAACAGAUACUAAACUCGGAAAAGUAGGGCGAUAAAAAUUUAAUGUACUAUAUAUCUAUGAAAAUGAAUUCGGAGUUAGAAAAUAUUAAUUGACUUCCAAAUAUAUUCAAAUUAAGUUUAUUUUUAAUAUAAUUUUUAAACUUCUCAUCGCCUAUUUUUACAUACUAAA